This is a messenger RNA of Diabrotica balteata, 2477 nucleotides long. NCBI's taxonomy places the organism in Eukaryota, Metazoa, Arthropoda, Insecta, Coleoptera, Chrysomelidae. The record is from the annotation of a GenBank genome assembly.
GACAUUAGCUGUAAAUUACACGUGACAAAUUAAUAAACAAAACCUUCUGGUAAAUCAAAGAUUUAUAGCGGACUAUUCUAAAAAUGUCUACACUUUUAUUGUUAAAAACAAUUUAUAAUAGCAAGUAACUUAAGAUUAUAUGAAUAUAUAACAAAAAAAAGUUGUAGGAGUGUUGUGUUUCCUGAUGUACAUGUGGUCAAGAUAUAUCAAAUCUUCAAAAAUCUAUAAAAACCAUUAUUUAUUUAGUUUUAUUUAUGCUGUGCUGUAUAUAAUUGUGUUUAUAUAUGAUAUUUUGACAUUUCCUAUAUAUUUGCUAUUCCAAAAUCCUAUCAAGAGAGUACAGUUAGCCAAAAUCGAAAGGGCAACAAUUGUAGAAAAAGGUGACAAAUACAUCACAUACAAGACAACAAAGAAGCCUUAUCCUACCCACUAUGAAAUCGACAAUGAAAACAUUGAUACGAUGGCAAAACUGUUGGAGCAUGCUAGCCAAAAACAUACCGAUAAACGUUGCUUGGGAACUAGAGAGAUUUUGAGAGAAGAAGACGAAAAACAACCUAACGGCAGAAUUUUUAAAAAGUACGAUCUUGGUGACUACAAAUGGUUAUCAUUUACGGAAGUGAACAAUCUAGCUACUGAAUUUGGCAAAGGCUUACGAAAACUAGGGGCCGAACCUACGCACAACAUCGCCAUCCUAGCUGAGACCCAAACAAAAUGGAUGAUUGCAGCCCACGCCGCUUUCAAACAAAACUUCUCUCUAGUCACCAUAUACGCUACAUUAGGGGAUGAUGCUAUCGCUCAUGCGAUUAACGAAACCGAAGUCGAUAUAGUUAUUACGAGUUUCAGUUUAUUGCCGAAGUUUAAGCACGUUUUGCAGAUGACUCCGAACGUGAAGAAGCUCGUUUAUAUGGAAGAUCAGAUAAAGAAUCUGAGUCAGGAGGAGAGGGAUAGUUUUAAGAGUGGGGUACAAAUAAUAACUUUUGACGAAGUUACUCAGAUGGGAGCUUCUUCAAAUAUCACUGAAGUAAAACCCACUGCCGACGAUAUCGCUAUAAUUAUGUACACAAGCGGAUCGACGGGGAUACCGAAGGGUGUAAAACUGACCCACAAAAAUAUGAUCGCUUCUGUGAAAGCGUUCACCGAUUCUACCAGAAUGUACCCAACUGAAGUGAUAAUGGGGUAUCUACCCUUAGCUCACGUUUUUGAGCUUUUGGUCGAGAGUGGAUGUAUUUUAAUGGGACUGAGAAUAGGGUAUUCCAGUGCGCUUACUAUGAUAGAUACUUCGAGUAAGAUUAAACGAGGAACAAAGGGGGAUGCUUCGAUAUUGCAGCCUACGUUUAUGACCAGCGUACCGGUAAUAUUGGACAGAAUAUCGAAAGCAGUUAAAGACAAAGUAAACAAAAGUAAUGUAGUUAAAAAAGCAAUUUUUACGUUUGGAUACAACUAUAAGACAAAAUGGAGUAACAGAGGAUUUAGCACACCAUUGACUGACAGGAUUGUAUUUAAAGCCACAAAGAAUCUACUAGGAGGUAAAUUACGACUGAUUGCAGCUGGUGGAGCUCCGUUGACAGCUGACACACACGAACUAGUCAAAACUUGUUUGUGUGUAGAUCUCAUUCAAGGAUAUGGAUUGACUGAAACGACAGCAUGUGCAACUAAUCAAGACAAUUACGACAUGAGGUUUGGAAGAGUUGGCCCUCCUAUGACGACAGCGCUCGUAAGACUGACGAACUGGAACGAAGGGCGCUACUACAUCACAGACAAACCAAAUCCAAGGGGAGAAAUUAUUGUAGGAGGCGAUAUUGUUAGUAUAGGAUAUUAUAAAAACGAAGAAAAAACUCACGAAGAGUUUUUCGAUGAAAACGGUGUUAGGUGGUUCAAAACGGGAGAUAUUGGCGAAAUUGAGAAAGAUGGAUCUAUGAAAAUUAUAGAUCGCAAGAAAGACUUAGUAAAAUUACAAGCAGGCGAAUACGUUUCCCUAGGUAAAAUAGAAUCUCAACUAUCCACCUGUCCCCUUAUCGAUAAUAUAUGCGUGUACGCAAACCCCACAAAAACCUACUGUAUAGCUUUAAUCGUAGCCAAUCAAGAGAAAUUAAAAACUUUGGCUUCUGCCAAGUUCCAAGUAGACAAAACGUUCGAGGAAUUGUGCGAAGAUAAAAAUAUCACCAAAGAUGUGUGCUUGGAAAUCAAAGAUCACGGAAAGAAAGCCAAAUUGGAGAAGUUCGAAAUUCCAGAAAAGAUAAAACUGGUAAAAGAAACAUGGACGCCAGAUACUGGAUUAGUAACAGCGACGCUGAAGCUGAAGAGGAAAGCUAUCGAACAAUACUACAAACCUGUUAUAGAUGAAAUGUACGCCUGAGCAUCUGUAGUCUUCAGCUUUUAAGUUAUAAUAAAUUAUAAAUAUUUACUUGUACAGUUUUUUAUUAAUAAGUUUUUGUUUGAAUUUAAUAAACGAUAAUAGUUUUUUUUUCUAGUAUCCC